Messenger RNA from Chaetomium globosum CBS 148.51, 3195 nucleotides. RefSeq lists its product as uncharacterized. The record is from RefSeq and is a predicted model, not a curated record. The transcript is spliced from 6 exons. The coding region runs from base 1 to 3195 and encodes 1064 amino acids. NCBI's taxonomy places the organism in Eukaryota, Fungi, Ascomycota, Sordariomycetes, Sordariales, Chaetomiaceae. Gene Ontology annotation, molecular function: FMN binding; flavin adenine dinucleotide binding; heme binding. Gene Ontology annotation, cellular component: cytosol.
AUGGGGGACACAAGCCACAUGAGUAAAGGCACAACGCCGAUACCAACCCCCCCAGGCCUGCCGCUUGUUGGCAAUGCUUUCGAUUUUGACUCGGAGCUCCCUCUUCGCACUUUUCAGAAUUUCGCCAACGAAUAUGGGGAAAUCUACCGCCUGAACUUGCCCGCCGGCCCCUCAGUGGUUGUAAGCUCGCAAGCACUCGUGCACGAAUUAUGUGAUGACAAGAGAUUCAAAAAGCCUGUUGCCGGCGCCCUCGCCGAGAUCCGAAACGGUGUCCACGAUGGCCUUUUCACCGCUCGGGAAGAAGAGACGAACUGGGGAGUUGCCCACAGAAUUCUGAUGCCAGCCUUUGGCCCAGCAUCGAUACAAGGGAUGUUCACCGAGAUGCACGAGAUCGCAUCACAAUUAGCUCUCAAGUGGGCGCGCCAUGGCCCGGACGCCCCGAUCAUGGUGACGGACGACUUCACGCGCCUCACACUGGACACGCUGGCCCUGUGCACCAUGGACUUUCGCUUCAACUCGUACUACCACGACGACUUGCAUCCGUUCAUCAACGCCAUGGGCGACUUUCUAUCCGAAUCAGGCGCUCGUGCGAUGCGGCCGGCCUUGACCUCGGUAUUCUAUCCACAAGCCGGCAAGAAGUACUUUGAAGACAUCGAGGUUUUGCGCAAGACAGCCCAAGGAGUCCUCGACACGCGGAGGAAACACGCCACCGGUCGGAAGGACCUGCUUUCCGCCAUGUUAAGCGGCGUAGAUCCGAAGACGGGCCAGAAACUCAGUGACUCGUCCAUUAUCGACAACCUCAUCACAUUCCUCAUCGCCGGCCACGAGACGACUUCGGGUCUGCUGAGUUUCACAUUCUAUUUGUUGAUCAAGCACCGGGACGCCUACCGGAAGGCACAAGAAGAGGUGGACAAUGUGAUAGGCAAAGGGCCGAUUCAGACGGAGCACAUCAAGAAGCUCCCUUACAUUGCCGCCGUUCUUCGCGAGUCACUGCGCCUGUGUCCCACGAUUCCAAUCAUCACUCGUGCGGCUAAAGAGGACACCGUGAUCGGAGGGAAAUACUUUGUCGCAAAGGAUCAGAGAUUCGCUCUUCUCCUGGCCCAGUCGCACCUCGAUCCCGCUGUUUAUGGGGAGACGGCCAACGAUUUCGUGCCGGAGCGUAUGCUCGACGAAAGCUUUGAGCGUCUGACCAAGGAGUUCCCCGACUGCUGGAAGCCGUUUGGCACCGGCAUGCGGGCUUGCAUUGGCCGCCCAUUCGCGUGGCAAGAGGCUGUCCUGGUCAUGGCCAUGUUGCUCCAGAAUUUCAACUUUACCCUGGACGACCCGAACUACGAGCUGCACUACAAGCAAACCCUAACUACCAAGCCUAAGGAUUUCUACAUGCGGGCUGCUCUUCGCGACGGACUUACUGCGACCGAAUUGGAGCGUCGGCUCGCUGGAGACGUCACUUCCGCUCCACGGCCGAAUGGCCAACCCAGACCGACAGCACGCAAGGCUACUCCCUCAGGGGAAGCCAAGCCCAUGAGCAUUUUCUACGGAUCCAACACAGGAACAUGCGAAAGCCUGGCUCAGCGGCUUGCAACCGACGCAGCAGCCCACGGAUAUACGGCUACGGUGGUUGACCCGAUGGACACAGCCACGGACAACUUACCCACAGACCGGCCGGUGGUGAUCAUCACUGCCUCCUUCGAGGGCCAACCGCCAGACAACGCAACCAAGUUUUGCUCGUGGCUGAAGGGACUCAAAGCCGAUGAACUCCAGAAUGUUUCCUAUGCGAUUUUUGGUUGUGGGCACCACGACUGGACCCAGACCUUCCACCAGGUUCCCAAACUCGUCGGUCAGACCAUGAAGGCCCGUGGGGCAUCGCCUCUCUGUGACAUUGGCCUGACCGACGUGGCUCAAGGGGACAUGUUCACCGACUUUGAGCAGUGGGAAGACGACGUCUUUUGGCCUGCCGUCGAGGCCAAGUACGGCGCUGUAGAUGGGGCCGGCGAGACCGACGAAGCGGCAAAUUCAGACAGCCUCGACGUUCAAUUUUCCAGCCCCCGGUCCUCCACCCUCCGACAGGAUGUCAAGGAGGCAACAGUACUUGAGGAGAUGCUUCUCACCUCAGCUGACACUUCGCCGAAGAAGCACAUUGAGGUGCAACUACCAGAUGGGGUGACAUACAAAGUCGGGGACUAUCUAGCGGUGCUUCCCGUCAACUCCAAGGACAGUAUUAGCCGCGUCAUGCGCCAGUUCAAGCUUUCUUGGGAUUCACACAUUACCAUUGGAUCCGACAGGUGGACCGCUUUGCCGACCGGCACACCCGUCCCGGUAUACGAUGUUCUCGGGUCUUACGUAGAACUUUCUCAACCCGCGACGAAGAGGGGGAUCCUAAAACUGGCGGAUGCUACCAAGGAUGAGAGCAUCAAACAACAGCUCCAGGACCUGGCUGGUGAUUCUUACGCCAGCGAAAUCAGCCUCAAACGGGCCUCCAUCCUCGACCUCUUGGACAAAUUUUCCUCCAUCUCACUGCCAUUUGGUACCUUCCUGUCGCUACUGCCGCCCAUCCGACCCAGGCAAUACUCUAUCUCCUCGUCGCCACUCAACAACCCCAACCGGGCAACGCUGACAUACUCGCUGCUCGACUCGCCUUCUCUAGCCAACCCCGAGAGGAGGUACAUGGGCGUCGCCACUUCAUACCUCUCAUCACUCGUCGCCGGCGAUAAGCUCCUAAUCUCAGUGCGCCCUACACAUACCGCAUUCCGGCUCCCGGACGAAGAAGAGAUGGAUAAAACGCCCAUUGUUUGCGUGGCCGCCGGUUCUGGACUCGCCCCGUUCCGCGGCUUCAUCCAAGAACGGGCUGCACUGAUUUCUAAGGGAUCCCGGCUUGCGCCCGCCCUCUUGUUCGUAGGCUGCCGCGGACGACAAAUGGAUGACCUAUACCGUGAAGAGUUUGACAAGUGGCAGGAGCUAGGCGCGGUCGAUGUUCGAAGGGCAUUCAGUCGUGCCAAACCUGAGGAGGCCGAGGAGGCGCACGAGUGUAAGCACGUGCAGGAUAGACUCUUGCAUGACGGGGACGAAGUCAAGGCCAUGUGGGAAGGUGGCGCCAGGGUCUAUAUCGUGCUCGGCGAGGCCGCUACCGAGGAUGAGAUGACGCGCUGGUACGAGGGGGUCCGGAAUGACCGCUACGCCACGGAUGUAUUUGAUUAA